Molecule: messenger RNA, 1455 nt
Organism: Neospora caninum
Lineage: Eukaryota; Apicomplexa; Conoidasida; Eucoccidiorida; Sarcocystidae
Exons: 9
Coding region: 1-1455 (484 amino acids)
Cellular component (GO): membrane
Source: RefSeq, a predicted model, not a curated record
AUGCACAGUGUUGGAGUCACGAAGCAGAAUCCCUGGACAACGGUGCCUCCAUUUUCUGACUUCAUGCAAAGGUUCAACAUUCCGCAGGUUCAUGGUUCUGGAAUUUUCGUCGACCUCGGUCGCGACACUGAAGGUUACCGGGAGGUGGGGGGUAAGUGUCCUGUUUUCGGCAAAUUCAUACGAAUGCAUCAGCCGCCUGGAUACUCGAACAAUUUCCUCGACGACGCCCCCACCAGUAACGUUGCCGCAAGGAAGCCGUUACCUGGUGGCUUCAACAAUCCGCAGGUGUACACCUCGGGCCAGAAGUUUUCACCUGUUGACGAUGCGCUUUUGCGGAACAAACUCGGUUCCUCGGGGCCAAAAACAGCGAUUGGCCGGUGCGCCUUGUAUGCCUACUCGACCACUGCCGUCAACCCUAGCAAUGGUUCCACCAGCAAAUACAAGUAUCCCUUCGUCUACGACGCAGGAUCAGAAAAAUGCUUUGUCCUUUCCAUCAGCGCCCAACUGCUGAAGGGCGAAAAGUAUUGCUCCGUCGACGGAUCACCCAGUGGUUUGACGUGGGCCUGCUUUGAACCUGUGAAGGAAACAAGUACUGCAACAACGUUAGUGUACGGAUCUGCAUUUGUGGGAGAAGACGACCCUGACGCAUGGCAAUUGACUUGUCUACUAUCGAUGCCAGUGACAACCAGGGAAGAUUGCUGGAAGCGAGUCUUUGCGAAUCCCAGGGUCGCAUCCGACGCGCCGACCACUUACUCGGAUACGGCCCAGAACAACUGGGACGAUUUUUGGCCAGAGCAUCAACAGUCCAAUCCCAAGUCAGGUGGUGUGGGCGCAAACUGGGCGAACUUCUACCUGGAACAGGAGAGGGGCAAGGCGUUGUGCGCGAUCUUCGACCAAGUACCUGACUGUUUUGCUCCUGUGAAGGGGGCAGUUGCUUACACUGCCUUAGGCUCCUUGACAGAGGUCAAUCUUCCCCAGUGUGACCCGGGUUCCGUUUCUCCUACUGAGGGCCCGUGUAACGAUUGCGUCAAGGUGGUAACCGAAUGCAUUGGGAACGAGUUCGUCCAAACUUCCAAAACGUGUUGCACCGCGCCAGAGAUUUCCCCGCCUCCGCCACCGGAGCCGCCUGUGCCUGCACCACAGCCUCCUACAGAGCCGCCUGUGCCUGAACCUGAGCCUCCCGAGAUGGUGCCGCCACCAGAAGGGGAUGGAGGUGGCGGGGCCUCCGACGGCGACACUGAGGAAGACGAAUCCGGCAGCCAGAACACUGCAGCCAUCGCCGGCAGCAUCAUCGGGGUGAUCCUAUUAUUAGCUCUGAUAGGAGCCGGUUUCGGACUGUACUACCGGAAAGAGAGAGACCCCCAGGCCGAACAGCCUACCGUGGAGGCUGCUGGAGAGGGAGACAGAGAACAAGAGACGCUCUUGGGUUCCAGAGCCGUGGAAGCAGACUACUAA